Messenger RNA from Oreochromis aureus, 1640 nucleotides. RefSeq names its product leucine-rich repeat, immunoglobulin-like domain and transmembrane domain-containing protein 2. Gene Ontology annotation, molecular function: protein binding. The coding region runs from base 7 to 1563 and encodes 518 amino acids. The transcript has 2 exons. Lineage: Eukaryota; Metazoa; Chordata; Actinopteri; Cichliformes; Cichlidae. The record is from RefSeq and is a predicted model, not a curated record.
CUAUGUAUGGAAACCUCCAUGGGAGAAAUCCCAGUGGACAUCCCACAUGAUUUCAUUAAAAUCAGAAUUGAAAAAUCCCACCUGACUGAGUUACCCCGAGGAUCCUUCUCAAAAGUGCCUGCCUUGGAGUUCCUCUGGCUAAAUUUUAAUGAGAUCGCCCUGAUGAACAUGAAAAGCCUAGAGGGGCUCGCUAACUUGACUGAGCUAAGGCUACAAGGGAACAAGCUGACUUCAAUACCAUGGACAGCAUUUCAGGAUACAGCAAAACUCAAGAUUUUGGACCUUAAGCACAAUCACCUGGAUGUGCUACCCGAACAUGCUCUGAGAUAUUUACCUACACUGACCUACUUAGAUUUAUCCUUCAAUCAGCUUAGUGUCAUAGCAAAAGAAGUCUUCAUUAAUUGGCCCCUUUUCCAAAUAGCUGAGAAAGCCUGGGCAAAAGAAGGGAUGGUGUCAAAUGUGGUUUUGGGGCUGCAUGAUAAUCCCUGGUUGUGUGACUGCCGCCUCAAAGGCUUUGUGGAGUUCAUCAGGGCAGUCAGCCCUCCCAUCAUCCUGAUGAACUCUUAUCUGAUGUGUUCAGGUCCAGCUCUCAAAGCUGACAAGUUUUUCCACGAGAUUCAGUUAAAAUCAUGCAUGAGGCCAGUGACCUCUGCCCCAGAAACCAACAUCACUUUACCUCUGGGAGCAAAUGCAACCCUAACAUGCUUAGUGAAGGGCAGGCCAGAGCCGACCAUUCAGUGGAUGUACAGUCUGAAGAUUAUAAGAGGAUUUGUUGCAUCACAGACAAACAUCGAUGAGGAGACUUUCUCUUCCCAGCUCCUGAUCCCCUCUCUUCAUCUGGCAGACCGAGGACUCUACACCUGCACGGCCAACAAUUUCAUCGGCAAUUCCUCUGUCAACAUUACAGUCAACAUCGCCUCUACUGAUUCUUCCCUUCCUCUCCUACCGCCUGUCCCCAUGCUGUCAUCUGAGGAGAAUGCCUACAUCGAUAUACACAUAGCCAAACAGACAGUUUAUGGAAUCACCCUAGAGUGGCAUGCAGCAACCGAAAACCCAGCAGAAACUUGGUUCACCAUCCACUUUGGCAAAUACGAUUCACCAAAGAAGGAAAUGAUCUACAUUGGCCCGGGCAUCAACAGUUACUCGGUCAGUAAUCUGCUUCCUGUCACCAAAUAUGAGGUGUGUGUGACCCUGAAGAACCACCCACCAAGGGAAGGUCAGUGCAUUGUGUUUGUAACAGGAAGUGACAUUAGUGAGAUGGAGCAGAAAGAAAGGUUAAUCCACAUUAUAGUUAUUGUGUGCGCAAUGGUGCUGGCUGUGCCGGUUGGCAUGUAUGCCUGCACCACAGAGGCCAGGUUCAGCUGUGUGGACCGGUGUGUGGAUCUGUGGAGGAUGCACAGAAUGCAUGAUGAUAACCUGCAGGAGGGGGCGAGGCAGGGCACUUUUGACAGCCUGCAGGCGACCAGCGAUGAAGCUUUGUGCAAAAGUUCGGUGGAAAAGCCAACAAAGAGACGGAAGUCUGAGGAUAAGUGCAAAGGAGGAAGUGCAGCUUACCUGUACUAGCAUCAAAGUCAAGAACUGCAUUCAUAAUACAUUUCUACAUUAAGUUUAUUUGUAGUUUAAGUUUGUGCCUCUAAAUG